GGAAGCAUUCAGCGCAGCGCACGGCGGCGGAUGGUUCCCGGCAACUGGCUCUCGGCUUGGAGCUGCGGUGGGCAGGUAUGCAUGGCAUGGCAUGGCAUGGCAUAGCAUGGCACGGCACGGCACGGCACGGCACGGGCUCUCCGUCUCCUCGUCGGGGCUCUCAAGCGUCCCCCCGUUCCGCGGGCGGUCGCGGUUGUUUCAGUAUCGCGCUUCUUAGCCCGCAGAUUAACUAUAGAGCGAGGGGCGAUAGCUCAGCCCCGCCGGGAUGGCCGGCCCGAAGGUCCAUUCGGCCCCGUGCGCCCCCGUGCCCCCAGAGCGGGUGUUGCGCGGUGGGACAGCCCCGGCGACCUGUGCGGAAUUACGCAAUGGCACGCAGGACCUGUUCGGGUCGGUGCUUUCUGUUAGGGAUCCGUCGGGCUGAACGGCGUGUAGGCACUUGCGUUGGAUGAGUUCAUGUGUGGGACUCAUUCAGGCUUCAUCAGUCGGGAGGUUGCGUUGUCACUGCGUUGAGGUGCUGGUUUCUGUCGGGCAGGUACGCGCCAUGCUGGGGCUGCUGCUGCUCUGCCAGCUCCAGGUGACCGUGUCGGCGUUUCUUCACCGCGCACAGAGACCGAGUGGCUCGGAGCAGCCCGACGCCGCAUAUGUGUUCGCAUCAGCAAAGGAGGCCAAUUUAUUUAUUGGACGACAUCUUCUGAACAACAGAUUUGAUUUUGAAGCGUUCACACCUGAUAACCUGGAAAGAGAAUGUAUGGAAGAGCUGUGCAGCUAUGAGGAGGCCAGAGAAAUUUUUGAAGACCCUGAUAGAACGACACAGUUUUGGAGCGGCUAUUCAGCUACAGGUCCUAGGAUAAAAACAGGUGAUGAAACGCUACAACAAAUUAACAUUACAGGACUUCUCAUUGGUCCAAUUGCUGCUGGAGGAAUGUUAGCCAUAAUUGGACUGCUUAUCUUCUACUGCUGCAAAGAUAGAUGUAAAUCAAGGCAACCACCAGGGCAUUUGGAUCAUGGAAGAAGCAGAAGACAUAGUUCGACUUCCAUCUUCAGAAGGCACGAAGAACUUUCUUUAAAUCCACUUCCUCCCAGAACUGAUGAUUCAGGACUACCAACUUACGAGCAAGCAGUUACUUCAGGCAGCCAACAUGAUGCACCACCACCCCCCUACCCAGGGCCCCCAAAAUGGGUACGGGCAUUUAGAAAGUCUAUGUCGCUUCCUGCCCCUUAGCUACAGACCUCCUCCUAAAGGGAGGAGGGAUUACUGAAGUAUAACAAACUUUUAAAAAGUUCACUACCUUGCAUAUUGCAAGAUGGUUUACAAAAACGUGAAAGAUCGUUAGCACAACUAGGAGCAAAUCAAGAUCCCCUUUGGGAGAAGUGAACUGUUGCAAAAGCUGCAGAACUAUUCUUUGCAGAAGAUCAUUGUGAUAAGAAGAGAGCAUGUAUAAAGAGUAAGUCUUGUACUGCCCCUCUUGCACAUGCACUUUGAGCCACCCCAUCAUAUUAUUGAUGUUUUAUUAAUAGUUUCAUCUUGUUUCUUUAGGAGGAACAUUAUUUUAAUUGGUUUUGACAGUAACCAUUUUUUGGUGACUUAAUACUUUCAGUCAUCAUUAUAAGUCUACUGUGUUGUUUGACAUACUUUACUGCUGUGUGAAUUUUCUAUUCAUUCUAGUAAUAGAUUUGAGUAUGAAAAUCAUUUAAUGAGUUUAUCUUGCAAGCGUGAAUAUAUUACUACUUCUGGAUUACAAUGGUUUGUUUUAGACUUUGCUGGUAAACAUUACUUAAUUUGAUGUAUUUUUGUGAUUAUUAUUUUGGAUUAAAAAGAGUAAUUAAUUGCAUGGCACACUGCACACUCAACAAAAAUAUACUUUAAUCAAAGGCUUUUUUUGAUACUCCAGCUUGUUAUUUAGAGUAGAAUACUGAACGAGUACUGUGGGCCUUUGGAAGAGACAGGAAGAAUGACAAAUACAAAUUAAAUGAAAGUGACAGCAGCACUUUUAAAGAGAGGAAUUUCACAGGGCUCAUGAAAGUUCAGAUUCUUCAAUGAUUAAACUACAGAAAUAGUACAGAAACUGCACCUUCUGUAGAGUGUAACACUUCACAUGUAGUCAGUGAAUCUGCAGUUUAGAUCCUGAAGGUACUGAAAAUAUGCAUUGACUGACAUUCAAAUACUGGUUACAUGCAACACAACAAUUUACAAAGCACAUAUAUCAUUAAAAUAAGCAUAACUUAUUUUACUUACAUAGCUUACAUAACAUAACUUACCUCAUCUUAGAUAGGGAAAAAAUUCCCAAGCAGUUCACUGGGUUGCCUCUUUUCUAAAUGAGAUUCUGAAGAGAAAAUAUACAGUACUUCAUUUCUCUCAGAACAGGUUUAAACAUGUCACAGUACUUAAAUGCUCUUAGCCAUCACCGUGGCCCAUUUCCCAAAACAUCGUUUCCGUGUUGCCCUUUCGACAUCAUACAAGGUUACAUCAUGCAACCUCUUACAAAUGUGGACAGAUGAUUACUCACAGCAAAUAACUGAGGGUCUGAAAAGUAGUCUCCAACCCUGUCAACUUAAAAAUAAGUCACUUAACCUGUUUUAUGCAUCAGCGAAACAAGAGAGACUACUAUUUCAUUUCUCAAAUCCUCUGAUGAGCAACAUUAUAAACAUUACAUAUUUCAGUUUUUUUCAUGAGUAAGUGGGUGUGUGUGCACGUGUGAAUUCACUGGAAGAACGAAAACAAAGUACCACAUGGAAGUGUAUUUCCUCACUGCAGUUCAGGAAGACGUGAGUCAUGAAGCAUUUGACUCUGGUUCUAUCAAAGUCUACAGCAAGCAUUUUUAUUGGCUUCAACCGCUCUGGGAUUGGAGCCAAAAAUGUAAGAACCGAUCACUUCUGUUAAUAAAAAUGUAAUGUGCUACCACAUUACUUAAAAACAA
Molecule: messenger RNA, 2918 nt
Organism: Gallus gallus (chicken)
Lineage: Eukaryota; Metazoa; Chordata; Aves; Galliformes; Phasianidae
Gene: PRRG4
Product: proline rich and Gla domain 4
Exons: 5
Coding region: 446-1222 (258 amino acids)
Cellular component (GO): extracellular region
Molecular function (GO): calcium ion binding
Source: RefSeq, a predicted model, not a curated record